Lathyrus sativus (Indian pea) is the source of this 2595-nucleotide messenger RNA. NCBI's taxonomy places the organism in Eukaryota, Viridiplantae, Streptophyta, Magnoliopsida, Fabales, Fabaceae. The record is from the annotation of a GenBank genome assembly.
AUGUCUAAAAAGGGUUUGAAAUCAAAGAAGGAUGAAAAUCAAGAUUUGCAGAAACAAAUUGGAUGUAUUAGUGGAUUUUUUCAGUUGUUUGACCGUCACAGAUUCCUCACAGGCCAAACCAACAGUCACAACAAUAUACCAAAUCAAGGGGGAACAAGUAAUAACAUCAAAGAGGUGAAUAAUGUAACACAAAAGGCAAAGAAUGUGAAGGUUGCAAGAGAGAAUCAACAAUGCUCCGCGGAAUUGUCGUCUGGGACAUCAAUGUUUUCGUCGUCUUGCUCGUCUAGCAUGUCGUCGCUCGAGUUUAAUCGAGCAAUCCUGAUAGAACCACCACCGUUGAUAACUCAAAUGAAAAUCCACGAGGACUCGAGCUCAGAAGCAGUGGUGAAGCAACGCGAUAAGUCACUUGAUUUACAUGAUAUUGUCAAAGACUCAAUGCGUGUAGAUUCGCAAAGGUUAUCGGUGAAAACUAUGGCUAAACAGGAAAAGAAGAGUCGAGUACUGAAAAAUGUAGACUCUCCGCGGCCUAUGGCUGCUUGGGAUUCACCGAGACUCUCCUAUGAUGGGAGAGAUUUACAAACUGCAUUAAAAUCUGCAACGAAGUUUAAGGAACUUCCUAGGCUUUCCUUGGACAGCAAGGAAAGAUCAAUCAAAAGUUUCAACGAAGGAGCGAAAACUCGAAACCUUUUGAAGGGUCCACAGAGAGCGUGUGGAGGCUCCAACGCAAUCGGAAAGCAGAUAGAAGAACCAGAAAGUGCGAAAAGAUCAUCGAGCGUUGUGGCAAAGUUGAUGGGAAUAGAAGCAUUCCCCGACUGGAAUGAGGCUUGUGACAGCUGCAUUACUGACAAAAACGAGACGUUUAUAGAGUCUAGGAAGGAUGGCUUGAUCACGAAUGUAACACCGUAUUCAGAAUUUUCCAAGAGUAACGAAUCUUCGACAAAAGCAUCAAACCGAUCCCUCUCGGUUUACGGUGAGAUUGAGAAAAGGAUGGCAGAUCUCGAGUUCAAAAAGUCCGGAAAGGAUCUUCGAGCCCUUAAACAGAUUCUUGAAGCAAUGCACAGAUACAAAGAAUCAAUAGAUACUACAAGUGAUCAGGCUUCGAAUUCUCCAUAUGACAAUAGGAGUAAUAGUAGUGUCAGCGAAAGCUUGAGUAUACAGAGCCCGAGAACACAGCAGAAGCACCCGACAUCGGUCGCUGUUGAGAGGCCGAAUUCAACUCAGGGUAGUAAAUCACCAAUUGUCAUCAUGAAACCAGCAAAGGGUGCAAGGAAAACGAAUAAUUUUUCGUCAACAGAAAGUUCAAUUCCUGGUAAAUCAUCAAGUAACAAGGUUUACCGCGGUGAUGUUACAAAUGUCAAAGAUCCUCGUGAUAAAUGCAACAAGAUAACUUCAAAAUUGAUCCAAUCCUCGAAAGUUCCUCGAGUCAUCGUUGCAGAAAACAACACCAGCUCCAGCAUGACAACAGAGACUAGGAGUCCGAGACUACAAAAGAAGUUCGGUUUGGAGAGGCGUUCCCCGCCAACCAGCCCAUCAUCAGAUAUCAGCGGUAACAGAAGACAACAAAAUAAGCAAUCAACGGAAUUGUCUUCCCCGAGUAAAACAUCUAGACAAAAAUUCUCUACUAAGAAGGAAAAAAGUGAAAGUUUCAGUGAGAUCGGCUAUCAAAGGAGGGAUUUUAAGCAAGUUGAAGCUGUUUCUAGCAGUGAUAUAAAAGACUCGAGCAACGAAAACCUUUCGGCUGAAUCAAAAGCUACUGCAGAACAACCAAGUCCUGUUUCUGUUCUCGAUGCUACGUUCUAUCGAGAAGAUCCACCUUCUCCGGUAAAAAGGAAAUCAGACAUCUCAAAAGAUUUAGAGGAAGCUCUGAAUACUUGCGGUAUUAGCGAGGAGGAUUCAGAAGACGUCGCUCUUUCAUCCAACACAAACACGAAAGUCAACUUCAGCGAUGGAACCGACGAUAUUGACUUGAUAACUCGUAAUUUGGUUCAAGUUCUUCAACAAUUUGACCACAGCGACGAUGAAAGAUUUACGAAUUUCAGCGACCACAAAGAUCCCGACCACAAAUAUAUAUCAGAAAUACUGCUAGCAUCAGGGAGACUCACCAGUCCCGGCUCUAGCAAGGCAUUGCAUUUUUCGGGUUACCCGAUUAACCCAACGUUGUUUCUUGCACUAGAGAAAAUCAAAACAAACACGACGAAUUUCAACAUUGCUCAGACAAACAACACACAAGAGAAGAUGCAGAGAAAGCUCGUAUUCGACGUGGUAAGCGAAAUUCUAUUUCAGAAGCUUAUAAUCGAGAGUUCUUACAAGCCAUAUCAUCCGGAAGGAAGAAAACCAGAAGGACAACAGCUUCUGGACAUGCUUUGCACAGAAAUUGAUAAACUACAGCAUUAUAAUCGCAACGUCGACCUGGCUAACGAGGACGAGUAUUUGACGAGUAUCGUUUCGGAAGAUUCGGUGCAGCAUUGCACAACUACAGAAUGCUGCAAUGAGAUACCAAAUCUUGUGUUGGAUAUUGAAAGAUUGAUCUUCAAAGAUUUGAUAACUGAAGUUGUAAGAAGUGAAAGACUAACAACUCUGGUGAGUAUUGCAUGA